AUGAAAAGAAACAGAGAUGUGUUUCAAGGAGAUUCUAGCGGACGAGGAACCAAUCUAAUAGAGCAGUGGAAACAAUUGAAAUACAAUCCUCCAAUUUCAUCUCAAGGAAAUUCUCUGUUACGGUGCAAAGAUUGUGGUUUUAGACAUCGUCCUGGCCUAUGUAUUCGAAUGAUCGGCGCCUGUUAUAAUUGUGGUCAACGAGGUCAUAUAGCUCGUGAUUGUAAACUAGGGCCGAAAGAUAAUUCUAAAGAUAAAGAGAAGCAAUCUACCACCGGUGUUCGAGUGUUUACACUAUCUGCUGACAAAUCUACUGCGGGUAUGGUUUCUGGUACCCUUUCUAUUGACAGUAAAGAUGCAUAUAUCUUAUUUGAUACAGGUGCUACACACUCGAUUGUUUCUGAAAACUUCGAAGAAAAUCUUAAAUCAUAUGAACAAUCCACUGAAUUUCCAUUACAUAUUACUACUCCCAUAGGUAGUUCAGUAUGUAUAUUUAGGCAAUUCUCAAACUGUCCGUUAUUUAUUGGCGAUCGAAUUCGGGAAGUUACUUUACUACCGAUGAAAAUGGAUCACUUCGAUAUCAUCCUAGGCAUGGAUUGGUUGUCUAAACAUCGAGUGACCAUCGACUGCAAAGCCAAACAAAUCAUCUUCGGUGACGUCAAURAACCCGAAUACGUGUUCUAG
This is a messenger RNA of Cynara cardunculus var. scolymus (artichoke), 681 nucleotides long. RefSeq lists its product as uncharacterized. The coding region runs from base 1 to 681 and encodes 226 amino acids. The record is from RefSeq and is a predicted model, not a curated record. Lineage: Eukaryota; Viridiplantae; Streptophyta; Magnoliopsida; Asterales; Asteraceae. Gene Ontology annotation, molecular function: aspartic-type endopeptidase activity; nucleic acid binding; zinc ion binding. Gene Ontology annotation, biological process: proteolysis. The transcript has a single exon.